AUGUCGCUAGCAGAUGGCGAGUACGACAUCGACCUCCUGGCCCUCAUCGAAACUCCGUCCGUGUCGGGUAAUCCGGACGAAAAUGUAGCUGUUCGUUACGGCUUUAUUCCUGAUUCGAUGGACCAUACAAAGCCUCUUACCCUCUACCAAAACGAACAGGAAUGUCUUUUACGUGCCAGUUCCACUGACGGCUCGGAUAUCGUAUUUGAAGGCAUACCUCAACGGCACAAGCCGUCCACUUCAAACGUCGCAAAUGACUCGUUCUACUUUCUGUACGUCCCGAAGAAGGGCGAUUCUUCAUCUGUCCAGCUUAAGCGAUUGAGCACGUCGAUACGAUUCAACAAGUCACGAAAUGUUGCAAAACUUCAGCAGAAAAUGGCCCAAUGGGAUAAAGAGUAUUCUCGAAGGCUGACUACUGCAAGUACAAAUGCUACUUCCACAACUUCUUCAUCUACCACAAGUUCAACUUCUAUAACAUCCUCAUAUUCUGGUAUCACUGCUACAUCUUCCAAACCUCUCAAAAGUAGCAGGCCCAGUCCGAAUAUUGGAGCUAAAACGUCUCCUUCCAAAUCCACAGCUUCUUCACGAAUGCUGACUCCUCCUUAUCGUCCCAAGCUGCUGGCAUCCAAAAGACCUCCUACAGCCAACAAUACGCCAGUGAUAGAGGCGCCGGACUCCAUUAUCACCGAGUCGGACUUUGAGGACUUAGACAACGACUUUGAUUUGCUGUCCAAGUCGACUGACUUUCCCAUCAUUGUACUAAAUGACGAUGCUACCCCUGUUGAACCAGCAGCAAAAGAUAUAAAGCCUAAAAGUAAACCAGAAGAGACUAAGCCCAGACCAGCUGUACGGGAAAAAAGGAAACCCACAGCACAGAAAACUACUUCGGCACCUAAACCAGCUAUUGUGGAAAAGGCAGACGAGUCAAUGGAUUUGAUGGACGACUUCAAAGACUUGGAAGACCAGCUACAAGAAGUAUUGGAAGAAGAGGAAGAAGAAACAAGCGCACCCCCACCAGCAUUCAAAGACCAGAGAGCCAAGCCUCUUUCGAAAUCUAUAUCUAUUGGAAGUUUGAACGAUUCUGACGAAAGUGAUGCUGAUGACUACCAGUUCCCAGGUAUCAGAAUAGAAGAAGAAGUAGCUGUGGAAAAACACACAAAGUUCAAUGACUUCAAACCUGAUUCUCUGUCUAAUCAGAAACCAAUGAGUCUCCGAGACUUGAUUGGUGGAAAGAAAACAUCACCGGAUGAUGAUUUAAGCAGCAGCGAAGAAGAAUAA
This is a messenger RNA of Scheffersomyces stipitis CBS 6054, 1278 nucleotides long. RefSeq lists its product as uncharacterized. The coding region runs from base 1 to 1278 and encodes 425 amino acids. Lineage: Eukaryota; Fungi; Ascomycota; Pichiomycetes; Serinales; Debaryomycetaceae. The record is from RefSeq and is a predicted model, not a curated record. The transcript has a single exon.